GCACACACUCACUUUCUCUCCCUCAAGCUUCAAAGUAGGAGUAAUUUCUCAAGCAUAAGAUUUUUUGUUGUUGCAAGUAAAGAUGGGAUCAGCGCCAUGAUCUUGUAAUUGCAGAAUGGAGAACUGUCCAAUUGAGCUAUACCAUCUCAAUCCCAACCUCAUUAGAUCAAUUCAAACAACAUGGUAGGUAGGACAAUUAAGGUUUCUGGUUUCCCCACGAAUGUGUCUGCAGAAACCGUGAAGGAGUUUUUGGAGAGAUACACGGGUGGGGGAACUGUCUAUGCACUUAAGGUUAGACCGCCAGAGAGUAUUGGGCCAAGAUCAAAAGCAUUCGUGAUCGUUCAAUUCACGACGAGCAGUUGCGCAGAAGAUAUAACCUUUAUGGCUAAUCAGCAGCAGCUGCAGUAUGAGGGUUCAUAUCUUAAAGCUCGAGAUGGGGAGCGUGAUAUUGUGCUGAAGCCAAAGGCCAAAAUGUUUAAAUUGGAACAUGUGAUUCUGCAUUUUGGUUCUCAGAUUACAGAUGGAAGUUUUUUAGCUCUUUGGAGGGUCGCUGGUGUUGAAGUGAACUCUGGUUUCGGUCUGAGGAAAUUGGAAUUCUUACUGUCUAGCCACGAAGUCCACUAUAAGCUUGAACUCUUUUAUGAGAGCAUUUGGCAAAUCCAGCUGCGCCGCUCACAUGGACAAGCAUCUAAGUUUCUUGUGAUACAGACGCAGUCGAUGUUACUGUUGAUUCGGGAGAAGCUAAAGGCGAUGACUAUGAUUGAAAGGAGAAGGCCAGGCUGGAAGAGCUCCUGA
Magnolia sinica is the source of this 795-nucleotide messenger RNA. RefSeq names its product RNA-dependent RNA polymerase 1-like. The transcript is spliced from 3 exons. The record is from RefSeq and is a predicted model, not a curated record. Gene Ontology annotation, molecular function: RNA binding. Bases 181 to 795 code for a protein of 204 amino acids. Lineage: Eukaryota; Viridiplantae; Streptophyta; Magnoliopsida; Magnoliales; Magnoliaceae.